AUGAUUCUCUCAGGAUCGUUCGGUACCUACUCUUUGCCGGUGCGGAAUGCCCUUCGAGGGUAUCAAAAGCUAGCUGAGGCCGCGCCGGAUAAGUUCUUGAGAUAUCAAUAUAUCGAUCUCCUCGAUAAAUCGCGAGAACGAAUAGCGCGGCUGCUCAAUGUCCCGUCUGACGAAUGUGUCUUUGUACCAAAUGCAACCACAGGCAUCAACAUCGUGCUACGCAAUCUCCAGUAUCAGGAGAAAGACUGUAUAAUCUACUUUGAUGUCGUCUAUGGAGCCAUUGAGAAAACGCUGGUUUCCCUGCUCGAAACAAACCCCCAACUUACACUGCGCAAAGUGGGACAUGGACAGGACUUUGGCUUCUCACUUCCUUGCACGCACUCCGAAAUCCUGAAUGCAUUAUCACAGACCAUUUCCCGCGUCUUAUAUGAUGGGCUCCGACCCAAAAUCUGUGUGUUCGAAACCAUAGCCUCUCUGCCCGGAGUGCGGUUUCCUUUUGAGAGGAUCGCAAAAAUGUGCAAAGAAUACGACAUCAUCAGUGUAGUUGAUGGCGCCCAUGGUGUUGGCCAGAUUCCGCUCAAUCUGGCCGAGCUCGAUGCCGAUUUCUUUGUGAGCAACUGCCACAAGUGGUUGUAUACUCCUCGAGGUUGUGCUGUGCUGCAUGUGCCCAAGCGCAACCAACAUCUGAUCCGGACCACCUUUCCGACGUCUCAUGGAUACCAACCACCAAAGUCAUACGCAUCCUCAAUCCCAAAUCCCCUCCCGCCGAGCGACAAGUCGGAUUUCAUAAACCUGUUCCAAUUCGUCGCUACCGCCGACAACACCCCAUUUUAUUGUGUGCCGGCCGCACUGAAUUUCCGACAGAAUCUCUGUGGCGGUGAGCACGCCAUCUAUAACUAUAUUCGUGACAUUGCUCAACGUGGUGCGGAUCUUCUUGCUAUGAUUCUCGGGACCGAGGUCAUGGACGACCUCGACGUCGGCUAUGGCCUGAAGACAAUGGGAAGCUACGAAGCCAGCGAUCGACGAGAUGGAGGAAGGACAGGUUGGGCUGGCAGUAUCCGGGAUUGUGCCAUGGCCAACGUUCUACUACCAAUCACGGUUGUGGGUGCAUCUUCUCGGGGAAGCAUCAGCAUGGGGCCUGGUGGAGCGGGAAGUGCAGGCGGCCUCUCGCCUGCUCUACGACAAUCCUCCUAUGGCUUCCCCAGUACCGGAGCAACAACACACAGUCUUCGAGCCAGUGCCACAGGCGGCACGUUGGGCGAGCCUAGAAUGUCCACGUCUCCACUCAACUCGCCGAGUGCGCAGUCAGCAGGGCCCGUCGUUGUCCAGGAAGCUGACGUUUCAACACACAUUGCAUGGAUGGAAAAGACGCUGGUGGACAAGUACAACACCUUCGUGGCCAUCUUCCUGUACGACGGAAAGCUGUGGACGCGAGUCUCAGGCCAGAUCUAUCUCGAACUCAAGGAUUUUGAGUGGCUGGGUGGCGUCCUGAAAGCCCUGUGUGAAGGGGUGCGAUCCGGGGAAAGUCUGCGGAGAAAAGACCAAAAUUCGGCCCCCGACAAGGAAUUCGAAGGCUUCACAUUGCAGUCGCCGACCCCGUCGAGACAAGGGACAGGAACGUCGGUGAGAAGGUUCGAUGUUACGAAGGGUGGAUGGGUUGACACAUAG
Capronia epimyces CBS 606.96 is the source of this 1668-nucleotide messenger RNA. RefSeq lists its product as uncharacterized. The coding region runs from base 1 to 1668 and encodes 555 amino acids. The transcript is spliced from 3 exons. Lineage: Eukaryota; Fungi; Ascomycota; Eurotiomycetes; Chaetothyriales; Herpotrichiellaceae. The record is from RefSeq and is a predicted model, not a curated record.